Molecule: messenger RNA, 2443 nt
Organism: Polyodon spathula (Mississippi paddlefish)
Lineage: Eukaryota; Metazoa; Chordata; Actinopteri; Acipenseriformes; Polyodontidae
Product: glucosamine 6-phosphate N-acetyltransferase-like
Exons: 6
Coding region: 216-770 (184 amino acids)
Biological process (GO): UDP-N-acetylglucosamine biosynthetic process
Cellular component (GO): endoplasmic reticulum-Golgi intermediate compartment; endoplasmic reticulum; Golgi apparatus
Molecular function (GO): glucosamine 6-phosphate N-acetyltransferase activity; monosaccharide binding
Source: RefSeq, a predicted model, not a curated record
UGCCACGGACGAGGGCUUGUCAGGGCGCGUCAUUGUGCACUACGUCACAGCUGUUAUGGGUUACUAGGAGGGGAGGGGAGACUGGCACUGGAGUAACUGAAGAUACUCGUAUCUAACCGUGGAACAGAUAAGUGGCAAACUGUAAAUUCAACGCUUCUUGCACCUGAGACAUUAAUUCACCAACAUAGCCUGUGAGUGUGGCCCGCGCUGCCCUCAUGAUUCUGGAUGAGACUCCGCUCUUUGACCCCGCCCUCCUGAAGGAGCUGGACUGGAGUGAGAACAUGGUGCAGUUCAGCCCCCCCAUCUCCCCAUCACAGCCUGGGGAGGGGCUCCUGCUGAGACCCCUCUGCACUGCAGACCUCAACAAAGGUUUCUUCAAAGUCCUGUCUCAGCUCACUAAGGCUGGAGAUGUGACUCCUGAACUGUUCAUAAAGAAAUUCGACCACAUGAAGCGGACGGGGGAUUAUUACGUCACUGUGGUGGAGGACACAAACCUGGGGAAGAUUGUCGCCACGGCAACGCUCCUCCUAGAGCACAAGUUCAUUCACUCCUGUGCCACGAGAGGGAGGAUAGAGGAGGUUGUUGUGAGCGAUGAAUGCCGAGGGAAGCAGCUGGGCAAACUGUUAGUGUCAGCAAUGACACUUCUUAGCAAGAAACUGAACUGUUACAAAAUCACAUUGGAGUGUCUACCCAAGAAUGUGGCUUUCUAUAAGAAAUUUGGCUACAGUUCGUCGGCAGAAACCUACAUGCAGCACAGGUUCUUCGACUGAAAUUAACUCUUAAUCUUUUACCCCUCUCCUCCCACCUCCCUCAGAUGAAACCCUGGAACGUGAAUGGCCACACACACACACACACACACACACACACACACACACACACACACACACACACACACCAGAUCCUUGAAGUUCUGACCUUUCGUUGGGAUUUUGGAGACCAUUCUCAAUGGUAAACCUAAAAAGCAACAUGCAGAUCAAUGAGUUCAGUUCUUUUCUUGUGCUCUGCAAGAGUAAACUGCUGAACACACCACAGUUUUAAACAAACAGAACUAGCAGCAGCAGCAGCCCUGGAGCUGCAACACUGACCCAUAUAAAAGCAGGGAAACCCUGGGGGCCGAUAACUUGGUAUUAUUUCAGAGUACAACUUCAUCAUGUAACCAAAGGCAUUGCAAUGGGGGGUAUAGAUAUAUUAUACAAGCUGCUGCUCAAGGUAUGAAGGCCCACUUAAUGCAUUACGAAAUAGACAUUUUAACUGAAGGACUGCCUUGAUUUGAUUUAACAGUAGCUAUGCACAGGGAUUUGUAAUACCUCAUUAUUUAUGAAGUGCUUUUCAUUUAGAGUCCAAGCAAACAGUUGGGUUAAGACAACUCUAUACUGGGGACAACUAGAACUACAUAGGAUAAUCAAAGCUAUCUAAUUACAGGAAAGAGUUAUUUGAGUUUUAAUGUAUAACAUGUAAAUUAGACAAAACUAGACCCAUUUACAGUCUGUCUUCCUCAUGGACUGGAAGUCACUGGUCUGCUAGGAUACAAUGUAACGCCUCCAGUGAAUCAAUCUGUAUGCUGCAGAGACCCCUUUCACAGAGAAAGGGCCUGUAAGGUGCUUCCAGUGAGUUCUGGAUAAUUGAUGAAAAGGCAUUUUCAUUCUCAGAUCAUCCUCAAAGUUAUUUUUAUCUUACAGUAAAGGUAAAUUGGAAGAGUGGCUGUGAUGUUUCAGUACUUGUGUUUUUAAAAGUGUAUUUUUCUACUUUCUAAAUGUUAAAAAUGUGCUGAAAAAAAAAUAGCUCUGUGCCCUUGUAGGAAUAAUCUUAUAGAUCCCACCAAUACGCGAUACUACCUGCUUCAUCCUGCAGUGAGAAGCAUGUCAUUCUGUCAUAGGCCAACCAACCUUUCCUAAAAAAUCAAUCCUGAAAUUCACAAAUCUUUGCAGUUGUGCAAUUAAACAAUUGGUACAUUGAAAAACGUGUUUCCUUAGCAUCCUGAUAAGAUGUGCAGGAAUACAGCACAUCCACUUUGUACACUCAACUGGAUCAGGACAAAAUGGGAUGACAGUAUAUUAUUGUACAAAGGUAAUCACUGUCUAUGGAAAACAAAACCCAGAGAGAUGGGUUUAUGGAAGACAUUGUGGUGAGCAAGAAGAAACUAAAAAUCGAUUGGAAUGCAGGUUCCAUGAUUCUAACUUGUUACUGCUGUAAAGUUUUGUUUUUUCCCCCUAAAUAAUUUUAAUUUUUUUUUUACAAAGUUGUCAAACAACGCAUGUAUAAUAUUUAUAUUGUGUAGGAAUUUAGCAGCUUCAUCAUUUUUUAGUAUAUCUUUUGGUCAUACUACAGCAUUGGCCUGACACUAUUCUCUUACAUACAAUCUGCGUGAAAAGAAAUGGUGGGGUUAAUCAAAAAAGAAAUAAAUAAAAUAUUAUUAUUUAUUUGCAAUGUAAACAGAUUUUGU